AACACGCAGUUUCAGAAUUCUCUUUCUCUUUCUCUGGUUCUCUGCCAUCUCUUCCGUUGGCGACGAUGGAAUCGAUUCGGGUGGAGGAGCUGACCUCUGGUGCGAGUGGACGAAUAAUUCCAGUUUUCAGAGGUCUUCGGAGAUCUGUGUUUUCUCUGCAGUCUCUGAGGCGUGCCUUCAUUUUCAUUCAAUCGAUCUUCCUCUGGUUUCUUCUUCUGUUGCCUCGAAACCGCUUGUGGUGGACAUCUUCCACGUCUUCCUCUCCUUCUUCUCCUUCCAAAGUGUCGAAGAGGAUUUCGGUUUGCAGGAGGAAAGAUGAAGAAGAUGCUAUGAAGCGGAGAGCUUUGGCUGAGAGUUUGGAGAUGAUCUCCGGAACAGAGGAGGGGAAUGUUUGCCGCUGGAGUACGUCAGUAUUCUUUGGAGUCAGAAGGAACGCUUUGUUCUGUCGCUCUUGGGUUCCCAUCUCUGGAGAAAUGAAGGGCAUUAUGAUCAUUAUUCACGGACUUAAUGAACACAGUGGAAGAUAUGCUCAUUUUGCUAAGCAACUAACCUCAUGCAACUUUGGGGUUUAUGCGAUGGAUUGGAUAGGUCAUGGUGGGAGUGAUGGAUUGCAUGGAUAUGUACCUUCACUUGAUCAUGUUGUUGCAGAUGCUGGAGCCUUCUUGGAGAAGAUUAAAUUGGAGAAUCCAGGCAUUCCAUGCUUUCUCUUUGGUCAUUCUACUGGUGGUGCUGUGGUGUUGAAGGCUGCUUGUUAUCCUCACAUCAACCGUAUGUUGGAGGGAAUUGUACUGACAUCACCAGCUUUGCGUGUUAAGCCGGCACAUCCGAUAGUUGGGGCUGUGGCACCUCUAUUUUCUCUUGUUGUUCCCAGAUUCCAAUUCAAAGGUGCCAAUAAGAGGGGAAUUCCUGUGUGUAGGGAUCCUGCUGCUAUGGUGGCCAAGUACACAGACCCGCUGGUGUACACUGGACCCAUAAGGGUCCGAACGGGUCAUGAGAUUCUCCGAAUAUCCUCUUACUUGCUACGAAACAUGAAGACGGUCAGUGUCCCAUUCCUGGUACUCCAUGGCACUGCUGACAGAGUCACCGACCCUCUUGCUUCUCAGGACCUCUACAAGGAAGCAGCCUCAGAGUUCAAAGACAUAAUACUCUAUGAAGGCUUCUUGCAUGACCUACUUUUCGAGCCUGAGCGUGAAGAAAUAGCAGAUGACAUAAUCAACUGGAUGGAGAAGCGAUUACAAUCACGGUGAAAAGGCUAAAUAUUUACCAAUUAUUCAUACAGUAUCUGUUAGUAGGAUAGAUUUACGUUGUGUGGGUGUAGAAUGAAGGUUCUACAUUGUUGCAAGUUGCAACAUAUUUAAUGAAAUGUUUCUGCUUUCCUC
Messenger RNA from Telopea speciosissima, 1379 nucleotides. Its product is annotated as monoacylglycerol lipase-like. Lineage: Eukaryota; Viridiplantae; Streptophyta; Magnoliopsida; Proteales; Proteaceae. The record is from RefSeq and is a predicted model, not a curated record. The transcript has 7 exons. Gene Ontology annotation, cellular component: membrane. Bases 66 to 1247 code for a protein of 393 amino acids. Gene Ontology annotation, molecular function: lipase activity.